This is a messenger RNA of Mandrillus leucophaeus (drill), 1035 nucleotides long. Its product is annotated as coiled-coil domain-containing protein 30. Bases 1 to 873 code for a protein of 290 amino acids. The transcript is spliced from 7 exons. The record is from RefSeq and is a predicted model, not a curated record. Lineage: Eukaryota; Metazoa; Chordata; Mammalia; Primates; Cercopithecidae.
AUGGACAGCAGGAAGAUAAACUAUAAUGAGAAACAUCAGCAACACAAAAUCAAGCUUCAAAAAGUCAAGUAUCGUUUAACGAAUGAAGUAGAACUACGAGAUAAGAGAAUUAACGAAUUUGAAGAUGAAAUUGGAAUCUUGCAACAUAAAAUAGAAAAGGAGAAGGCAAUACAGGACCAGAUCACUGCCCAAAAUGAUACCCUGCUUCUAGAAAAAAGAAAACUUCAGGAGCAAGUCAUAGAGCAAGAACAGUUGAUCCACAGCAACAAAUGGACGAUAUCUUCCAUCCAGAGCAGGGUACUUUACAUGGAUAAAGAAAAUAAGCAAUUACAGGAAAAUAGUCUUCGUCUCACACAGCAGAUUGGCUUCUUAGAGCGAAUUAUAAGGAGCAUCCAUAUUCGCAGAGGAGAGAAUCUUAAGGAGUUUCCUGUUCCAAAAUGGUGGCAUAGAGGCAAGCUGGCUUCUCUCCCCGCAACAAAGAAACGGAAAGAAAUAUACAGCACUGAGGUCUGCACCCGCAACAAUGCAGAACUCCAGCAUGAGGAUGAGUCCGUUCCCAAGGCCACCGAGAAGUGGAAACACUCUGAGCAGAUGGAAACAACAAUUAGUGACAUCCUUGAAUCUGAAGUAGUGAAUGAAAUACUGCCUUUAUCAAACUCCAGUUUUUCAGGAAAAGGUCUGGUAGAGUCAUUUGUAAGUCUUCAAGAGACUGACGACAUUAAGUCAAAAGAAGCAAUGGCAAGUUCAAAGUCCCCUGAAAAGUCCCCUGAGAAUCUUGUGUGUUCACAGAAUUGUGAGGCUGGAUACAUAAAUGUGACUUCUCUGAAAGAGACACAUGGUAUACAAGAACAAGACCAAAAGUCAGAACUAUAAAAUCACUGGUGCCUAAAGCUAUACUGAACAAAACUGCUAACUUAAAGCCUGGACAAAAGGUGGACCAUGACAUUGAGAAGAGUUACCACAGAUCCCAAAUGGAUAUCAGCCAAGAGUCUUCAAAAUUGCUGAUAAAUUCAUUAAAGCAAUUCUAAAAAUGGA